AUGAGUAAUCUUGUUGCUCAAGUAUUUCAUAUAGCUAUCUAUAUACAACCUAUUCAUUUUGUCCUCGCUAUUAUUACAAAUAUACUUAAUAUUAGUGUAUUAUAUUCUCAUACUCUUCGUAAAUCACCAUGUACUUAUUAUUUUCUUGCUUAUGCAGUUUUUAGUAUUAUCUAUAGUUGUUUAUUAUGUCCAACACAAAUCUUACGUAGUUUUUCUAUUAAUUGGAUAAAUGGAGUAUUUAACUGUAAGAUUAGUACUUAUCUUCUAUAUCUAAUUCCAUUUCAAGCAAAUCUUAUGCUUAAUUUAGCUUCAUUUGAUCGUUAUUGUUCUAGUUCACAAUCUUAUGCACGACGUUCUCUAUCCGCUCGACGAAAAGUCAAUAUAAUCAUCAUUAUAAGUACCAUUCUAUUAUCUUUAUAUAUGUUACCAAUGAUAUUUAUUUAUAAUUGGGAUGUAACAAACAGUAUCUGUGUAGUUAAAUCUAAUAUAUUGAUUAGUAUUUAUCUUUUUAGUCAAAUUAGUUUAUAUUAUAUUUUAUCACCUUUAUUAUUGAUUGUAUUCGGGUUUUUGACUAUAUCUAAUAUUCGUCAACAGACAGCUCGAAUAGCACCUUCUCGUACAGUUAGACAUGGUCGUCGUACUGAAAAGCAAUUAGCUCGAAUGUUACUACUUCAAGUUAGUGUUCAUCUCAUUUUUGCAUUACCAUUCGGUGUUACUUAUACUAUAAAUUCUUUUCAACCAUCUACACAAACAUUAACUAUAAUUGGUUUACGUUUAAUUUUUGUAAUGUGGCAACAAUGUGAUUAUUUUGUUUCGUUUUUUCUUUAUAUCUUUUCUGGAAGUAUUUAUCGUCGGCAAUCAAUACGACUUCUUAAAUCCAUCUUAUGUUUAAAUAUUUUCUCUUCGACUUGA
Messenger RNA from Adineta steineri, 912 nucleotides. Lineage: Eukaryota; Metazoa; Rotifera; Eurotatoria; Adinetida; Adinetidae. The record is from the annotation of a GenBank genome assembly.